UUUUGCAUGAGCUGUACACAGAGGAGGAGGUGGAGAGCAGAGCGCGCGAGGAGGCGGAGAACGCAUCAUUUCGAACUCAGCGUUCAGCUCUCGCGCAUUCUUUCACGGACUUCUGCGGAGAAAACACGGAGCGCACGAGAGAGUGAGAAAGAGAGAGAGUGAGAGAGAGACAGAGAGUGGGGAGGUUGAAAGAGUUCGGAUCUCUUUUUUUUUCUUCCUCGGGUGUUUGAUUUUUGUUUGUUUGUUUUGUUUUUCGUUAUACGGACAUGUCGUUCCCGCAACUGGGCUACCCGCAGUACCUUUACGGUGUUGGAGCGGCGGCUGACCGGCAGCUCCUCGCGCCGUCAUCGGUGUCUCCCGCGUCUCCACCUUCCGCCGCGUCCUCGCGAGGGGCCAACUGCGACGUGGCGGGGAGCGCGUGCGCCGUCACCUCGCUGCUCGCGGCAGGAGCCGGCGGCGCCGGUGGCGUGUACGCGCACCCGUACGGCUACGGCGCGUUCUUGCCGUACACCAGUGCCGCCGAGCUCGCGCUCUUCUCCCAAAUGGGUUCGCAAUAUGAUCUAAAGGACAGCCCCGGAGUCAGUUUUGCGGCCCACGCCUCCCCUGCUGCGUUCUACCCCUACGCCGGGUUCCAGUAUGGCGACGCAUCAAGGCCCAAGAACGCCACGCGUGAGAGCACCAGCACGCUGAAGGCCUGGCUGAACGAGCACCGGAAGAACCCGUAUCCCACCAAGGGCGAGAAGAUCAUGCUGGCCAUCAUCACCAAGAUGACACUCACGCAGGUGUCCACGUGGUUCGCCAAUGCCAGACGAAGACUCAAGAAGGAGAACAAAGUGACGUGGGGCGCGCGGCCCAAGAGCGAAGACGGCGAGGAUGGCAUCAUCUUUGGCAGCGACAACGAAGACAAGCGUGAGGACGAGGAGGAGAUUGACCUGGAGAGCAUCGACAUCGAUAAGAUCGACGAGAACGAUGGGGACCGCAGCAACGGCGAGGACGAGGAGGACGACGACGAAGACGAGGACGAGGAAAAGCGAGCACGCAAACUCCUGAAGGAGCGAGACGAUGCCCAGGAGCACAUGCACAUCAACAACGCUAAUGCUAACCUUAACAAAAACAUGCCCGUCAUGACAUCACCAGGGCUCCAGAUCCCCGUCAGCAGCAAACCCAAGAUCUGGUCACUAGCAGAAACAGCAACGAGACCGGAUGUGUCCAAAAACGCCACUGUCCAACACCCGGCCUUCCUCGGCAACCACAAACUGUACACCUGCCCCAUCAGCAAGAUCCACAGCUGGAACAACGGAGCUUUCCGCAGCCACAACUCGCUGCUCAGCGUCCGUUCGCUGGUAGGAGUAAAUCAGAACCAACUUCAUCAGCAGCAUCAUCAGCAUCAAACACAACAACAACAACAACAACAACAUCAACAACAUCAGCAACAAAGUGUACUGGAGAAGGACAAAAGCCCUGAGCAGCUCAGCCCCAAACACACAGAGCGGGGAGUCGAGUCGCCCACACACACCAUCACAAAGUCCUCGUUCAGACCUCUUCACGACGGUCCCAGGAAUCCUCAUCGAGUCCUCACCACCUGAUCGCCUCACAUAAAGACUCUAAAAUACAAAAGAAAUACUGAAAUAAAUACAUAUGGAUAUUGGAGUUUUGUAAAUAUAAUAUUAAUAUUAAUAAUAUUAAUAAGAAUAAUAGCGCUUAAAUUUAUCCCGGGAUAUUGGGUAGGUUUGACUUCCUCUCUCUGUGUUGGUGUUUUUAUUCAUUUUUAUGAUUUUUCCCUGUAUAAUUUUUUUUGUUUGUUUUUGUUUAUUUUUUUGGUUUUUUUUUUCUGUAAAUGCAGCGUCUCAAAUCUGUAAAUAGUGACUUG
Tachysurus vachellii is the source of this 1870-nucleotide messenger RNA. It is a transcript of the gene irx1a, whose product is annotated as iroquois homeobox 1a. Gene Ontology annotation, molecular function: DNA-binding transcription factor activity, RNA polymerase II-specific; RNA polymerase II cis-regulatory region sequence-specific DNA binding. Bases 267 to 1586 code for a protein of 439 amino acids. The record is from RefSeq and is a predicted model, not a curated record. Gene Ontology annotation, biological process: cell development; neuron differentiation; regulation of transcription by RNA polymerase II. Gene Ontology annotation, cellular component: nucleus. The transcript has 4 exons. NCBI's taxonomy places the organism in Eukaryota, Metazoa, Chordata, Actinopteri, Siluriformes, Bagridae.